Condylostylus longicornis is the source of this 4255-nucleotide messenger RNA. RefSeq names its product cullin-3 (gene Cul3). The transcript is spliced from 11 exons. The record is from RefSeq and is a predicted model, not a curated record. Gene Ontology annotation, molecular function: ubiquitin protein ligase binding. Gene Ontology annotation, cellular component: Cul3-RING ubiquitin ligase complex. Bases 802 to 3123 code for a protein of 773 amino acids. Gene Ontology annotation, biological process: protein ubiquitination; ubiquitin-dependent protein catabolic process. Lineage: Eukaryota; Metazoa; Arthropoda; Insecta; Diptera; Dolichopodidae.
UAUCUAAAUUAAUAUAUUUUUAUAACAAUAAAUUUCAAAGUGUUAAAUAAAAAAAAAUAUAUAAGAAUUUUUCUAUAUAAAGGAAUAAAAAUUUUCCUUAAAAAGUUUUUUUUUAUUUUUUUUUUAUUUAAAGUGCAAUGUCAUUUGAUUCUCUAUUCGUAGACAAAAAAUUUUUCCUUAUUUUUUGACAAAUCUGUUUUUUUUUUUUAUAAAAUGGAAAAUUUUUUCGAUUUUGUAAUGUUUUCAAGUUAGUAAUUUUUUUUAGAGAAAAUUUAGUAUUUACUACAUUGUACUUAUACAGAAAAAAAAAAAGAUUUUUGUUCCAAAUACAAAAAUUUUUAUCAAAAAUUUGUAAGAAGGAAAAAAAGGGGAAAAAAUUUUAUGACGAGACAUCUAAAUUCAGAAAUGGUGUUGUAAUUAAAAUUUGGUACACAAAAUUUAAGGAGAGAAAAAAGAAAAUAAAGAAAAACCUUCCCCAAAAGUCACUUAAAAUUUCUUUUUCAAAAUUUACUGAUUGCAUUGAAAGAAUUCUUUAAAUAGAUUUAUUUAUAAUGUAAAAAAUACGAUAGGAACAAAAAAUUAAAUUAAGAAAAAGUUUAUAAUAAAAAUAAAUAAAAAUUGAAGUCGACAUUUUUUUUUGCGUUUGUUAAGGUUUUAUAUUUGUAUUAUCAAAAAGGAAAAGCAUUCGGAAGUAAUUUUUUUAUAUAUUAUAUGUAAAGACAGAAAAUUUUUUUCAAAAAUCUUCAAAAAAAUAUAAUAUUCAUAUUUAAGAAGACAAGAUAUAUAAUACACAGCAUUAAAAUGAAUAUGAGAGGUCCAGCCCCUAAAAAGGAUGGCAAAAUGAGGAUACGUGCUUUUCCGACCUCUAUGGAUGAAAAAUAUGUUGAAACGAUUUGGGCAUCAUUGAAAAAUGCAAUACAAGAAAUUCAAAAGAAAAACAAUUCUGGUUUAUCAUUUGAAGAAUUAUAUAGAAAUGCUUAUACAAUGGUAUUACAUAAGCACGGAAAUCGUUUAUAUGUUGGCUUACGUGAAGUUGUAACAGAUCAUUUAGUAAAUAAAGUUAGACAAGAUGUACUUGAGUCAUUACGAAAUAAUUUUUUGCCAAAAUUAAAUCAAGCAUGGAAUGAUCAUCAAACUUCAAUGGUUAUGAUACGUGACAUAUUAAUGUAUAUGGAUCGUGUAUAUGUUCAACAGCAUGAAGUUGAAAAUGUUUAUAAUUUGGGUUUAAUAAUAUUUAAAGAACAAAUAGUUAGACAUAGACCAAUACAGGAGCAUUUACGUGAAACAUUAUUAGGUAUGGUAAUGGCUGAACGAAAUGGAGAAGUUAUCAAUCAUUUGGCAAUUAAAAAUGCAUGUCAAAUGCUUAUGUCAUUGGGUAUUAAUACAAGAACGGUAUAUGAAGAAGAUUUUGAGCGACCUUUUUUAGCUCAAUCGGCAUCAUUUUAUAAAAUAGAAUCACAAAAAUUUUUAGCGGAAAAUAAUGCCAGUGUUUAUAUUAAAAAAGUUGAGUCACGAAUUCAAGAAGAAUCAGCUCGCGCUGCUCUCUAUUUGGAUAAGGACACAGAACCUCGUAUAGUUAAGGUAGUUGAAGAUGAAUUAAUUAAAAAACAUAUGCGUUCAAUUGUUGAAAUGGAGAAUUCUGGUGUUGUCUAUAUGAUAAAAAAUUCGAAAACAGAGGAUUUAGCAUGUAUGUAUAAAUUGUUUUCACGCUUGAAAGAGGAUGGUUUAAAAACUAUUGUUGAUGCUGUAUCGACAUAUUUACGUGAACAAGGAAAAUUGUUAGUUAAAGAAGAAGAAAAUGGUACAAAUCCAAUAACAUUUGUACAAAACUUAUUGGAUUUAAAAGAUCGUUUUGAUCAUUUUCUUUAUCAUUCGUUUAAUAACGAUAGGAUAUUUAAAAAUAUGAUAUCAUCCGAUUUUGAACAUUUUCUUAAUUUAAAUAGCAAAUCACCAGAAUAUUUGUCACUGUUCAUUGAUGACAAAUUAAAGAAAGGUGGAAAAGGGAUGAGCGAACAAGAAAUUGAGUUAAUAUUAGAUAAAACAAUGGUACUAUUCAGAUUUUUAUUAGAAAAAGAUGUAUUUGAGCGGUAUUAUAAAACGCAUCUGGCAAAACGGCUUCUAUUAAAUAAAUCAGUCUCUGAUGAUUUUGAAAAGAACAUGAUAUCUAAAUUAAAGACUGAAUGCGGUUGUCAAUUUACCUCAAAAUUAGAAGGAAUGUUUAAAGACAUGUCAGUUUCAAAUACAAUCAUGGAAGAAUUUAAGAAUUAUAUAAAUACUCAUAAAAUGGCAUUAUCCGGUGUAGAACUAACUGUUAGAAUAUUAACCACAGGAUUUUGGCCAACACAAACAGCUACACCGAAUUGUAAUAUACCAUUGGCACCAAGAACAGCAUUUGAAAUAUUUAAGAAAUUUUAUUUAGACAAACAUUCAGGACGUCAAUUGACUUUACAACCACAAAUGGGGACAGCAUAUAUUAAUGCAGUAUUUUAUGGUACCUCAAAGGGUGAAUUAGACAAAGAAAAAGAUGGUCCAAGUAGCUCAAGUUGUACAUCGGUAGGCAACGAAUGUCCAACAACAACGAGGAAGCAUGUGUUACAAACUUCAACUUAUCAAAUGUGUGUUCUAAUGUUAUUUAAUAAUCGCGAACGUUUAUCAUAUGAUGAGAUUCUACAGGAAACCGAUAUACCUGAACGUGAAUUGAUCAGAGCUUUACAAUCACUGUCAAUGGGUAAACCAGCUCAACGGUUAUUGGUUAGAAAUCCAAAAACAAAAGACAUUGAGCCUACAAAUGAAUUUCAUAUUAAUGAUGCUUUUGUGUCUAAAUUCCACAGAGUAAAAAUUCAAACUGUUGCUGCUAAAGGUGAAUCGGAGCCUGAACGUAGAGAAACACGUGGUAAAGUUGAUGAAGAUCGUAAACAUGAAAUUGAGGCAGCAAUUGUAAGAAUAAUGAAAGCAAGAAAGCGUAUGACGCAUAAUUUGCUUGUAUCUGAUGUGACAUCGCAAUUAAAGUCUCGAUUUUUACCAUCCCCCGUGUUUAUUAAAAAGCGAAUAGAAGGCCUUAUUGAAAGAGAAUACCUAGCAAGAACGCCGGAUGAUAGAAAAGUUUAUGUUUAUUUGGCAUAAAAAUUUAUUUUAGUUAUAUAUAUAUAUAUAUAAUAUCUAUAUAAUUAUAUUUAAUAACAAAAAAAAAAAAAAAAAACACUUUUUUUAUCUUGUUUUUCUGAAUUUGGCUGAAUAUUUUGCGCUUUCAUGCUUGUAUCUGUUAAUUUUUCUGAAUUAAUCGUUUCAAAAAAAAAAACUAAAAUAAAAGAUCACAAAAAACGAAUGAUUUGGUUACAUCAACUUUUUGCAAAUAUUAUUGUUUUGCCAAAAUUUUAGAAAACAUUAUGGAAGUUAACAAACUAGAAAUACACAUUUAAUAGAAUUAUGCAAAUCAUUUCUUGCAAAUUUCGUUAAUAAAAAAAAAAUUUUUUUUUCGUUUCGAAAUAGCAAAUAAUUGAAUUAAUUAAUAUAAUGAAAAACUGUUAUAAGAUUUUUUUUUUUUAUUUUUCAAGUGAACAAUUAUUUAUAGAAAUAUUCUGUGUUUUUAUAUUUAUUCAAAAUUAAAAUAAAAAACAUAAUAAGAGAGAACAACAUUCAUUAUUGUCCAUAGGACAAUUUAAAAAAGUCGUAACAAAGUGGAUACGAAAAGAUUAUUAAUAGAAUAAUGCGGAUUCCAUUCAUGAUAAUUUUCAAAUUUCCUUUCAAAGUAACUAGAUCAUUGUAUCAUAAUUCAAAAAGAUCAUGUAUAUUAGUGCGUAACUAAUUGUUAUUUUCAUAAGAAUGUAAAGAAUUAUUCAAAUGUUUUUUUUUUGUAUUACAUUCAAAGAUAAAAAGAAAAAUUUUAAAAAUAGCUGAAAAUCUUAAUUCAAAUUUUAAGAUUUUUGAAACCUUUUUAAUUUAAUCAAACUAAAUAACAAAUUUAAUUGUUCAAAUGGGAUGAAAUCUACAAUUAAAACAAUGGGAAUUAGAACAAAGACACAGUAAAUGUAUGCAAUAAAAAAAAAUUUUUAAUUAAAAAUAAUGAACGAAUAAAAAAUAAAUUCUUACUCUUUUUCGUUAUUCAAUUAAAAGAAAGAAAGAAAUAUGUGAGUACUAUUAGACUUAUUCUAAUUAAAAAUAAUAUUGAUUUAUAAUUAUUCCUUAAAAUGAUUAUUAAUAAUUUUCGACUUUAAGAUUUUAAUAAUGUAAUUAUAAAUGAUUUUUAGAAGAAAAU